GUGAAUGACGUCAAACGCUUUAUUUUGUCCACCAGAUUCACUUGAUGCCAUUGUUUACAGGUAUGCGCCGAUAGGGUUGGUUUUACAUUGAGGAUUUUGCGACCAGUAAGCGGAAAACUAGUCGCCAGGUUUGCAGAAUGCUUUGAAUAUUAACAUAUUAAACUUGUGUCUGUUUACUCCUUACCUCAAAGUUUGUUCACAAAGCAGUGUAUAGACCUUUCCCGCAUCCCGCUCCAGUGAGCAAACAUAACAAAAUGAGGUCGAGGCUUGGAUGCACAAUUUCAUACAAAUCACUGCAUUUUGUCCACCAGAGCCUCGACUUGAUGCCUUUGUUUACAGGUAUGCGGGAAAGGUCUAUUGUUGAGUAGCGAUAGUUGGUUGGUUUUACAUUGUCACGUUUUCAUGUGAUUGUCACCGCCCUCUCGACCAGUCAGAAGUAGGGCCAAAACUAGUCGUGACAUUCAGCAAUGAGUAUUGUGAACUUCUUUUUGGCUUAAAGAAUUAGAAGUCUGAUUUGCUCAUUGACUAAUUUUCGCCUGUUUUAAUUAUUCAAACUGAUUACUUUGAUUGAAGACCGCGUUGACACAGGUCCGGACAAAUUUUUGUACGGACAAAAACUAGCACAGAUAGCUGUCUGCCUUUCCUUGACAAGGAAGCGCGGAAAAUUGCAAGUUUUUGAAUGGCAAACAGUCCUGUAAUCUCUAACAGAAUUUACACGGUUUUGUGUAAACGGGUUGUACGGAUAAAAAAUUCGUCCGUUCAAACAUCUUUCCAGACCCUUGUAAACGGAUCCAUGCAAGUUUUUGUCCGUACAAAAAUUUGUCCAGACCCGUGUAAAGACUAAACGGGCUCUAAUUUUACGAUAAUGACUCAUUUUAAAAAAACUUAUUAAAUUUGUUUAACAUUCGCCCUAAACAAUCCGAUUUUGAAAUUUCAAGGUUUUUCUUUGGCUUUCCUGCGUGGUAGGAACAGCUUCGGACACAGGGUUAAGAGUUUGCUUCAUACUAUGACGAGUCCAACGUUGAAUCCCGGGGUCAGUUUGUACUUUAUUCCCACUUUGCUCAGAUCUUCUGUGGGGCUUUUCUGUCAUAUCACCUUAUCAAGAAAUAACGUUCCCAAAGGAUAUUCUACCUUUUUCUUUGCUGUUGGAUCUAUGGUACUCUCGACUAAGAAUAACUCGGAAAAUAGGGAAAGUUUUUCUUUUCAUUUGGUUGCUUAUUCCUUGAAAAAAGUGCUCUAAGUGAUCUUGAGAUAUGUAUUCUGUGUAGAACUUGUGGCUGGAGAGAACGACCUACGUUACCGCCGUACCAAUGCCUGGAAUCCUACGGUGGUCUCAAAUCAUUUCUUCAGAAAGUGUAAGUUGAUUUUUUUAUUAUCAUUAUUUUGUUUUAUUUUUUAUCAUCAGUUUUAAACACGUGUAGGAAUAUCUAUAGAGCAAAAAGUUUCCCAGACCUACGAAAUAGUUACAUUGCGGUUUGUGAGAGGACCUGAGAGGGCUAACAGGCGCAUUUUAUGGCUGUAUUUGCAAUAAAUACUAGUUUUUAAUUACAAUAUACAUAACAAGUUAUAACAAAUAGAGAUAAUUACACACCUAUUUACCACGGUAACGGACCUCGGGAUCGUCUGUUGUGUGAGUGAUGUUGUGGUCGUUGUUUCCAGGUGGAAAUCAGUCCUGUGGUGAAUGCUGUCGAAACGAUGGAAUCCAAGAACAAUGAACUGGAGAGAGUCAUCACUCGUAUUCAAUCGGACCUCACGCAGAGCAUCAAUCCCCUCAGUAUGAUUCUUAAUGGUAUUAUAGACGCUGCUGUCAUGGGAGGGAUAGCCAAGUAUGAGGAGGUUGGUAUUGACUGACCCUCCCCUCUCAAGCUCUUCUUAAUUUAACUGUCAUUAGAGGGAUAGCAAAGUGGAAGGAGAUUGGUAUGGAUCUGCCCUCCCCUUCUACAACAUUUAUGAAAGGUUACCGUAUUAUCGAUGCUGAAUUGCCUUCCUGGAAAAACCGGCCUACUCGUUUAUGAUCCUUUCUGCGGGGUUUAACUUGAAUGGGCGCUUUUAACGUUAGAAUGAGGCUGAGUAUCUUAUGAAGAAUUAUGGAGAUCGAGGAGGGUGUUACGGCCUCGACGGAUAACACCCUCAGAGAUCUCCGUAAUUCUUCAUAAGAUACGAAAGCCGAAUUCAAUAAUCGUUUUAUUAUUCAUUCAAAAUAAUUCCUAGUUCAAAAACAUAGCUAAAACAAGCUUACCUCCAUCGAUGUUAAGUUCAUCGUCGAUAGUGCACGUUUAGGGUUGUUCAGCUCCGCAAAUAUUCUCCAAAUAGAAGAUGUCGCCCUUCGAGUUGUCUUUUUGCUGUUCUUGCCAUGUUUUUAGCUAUUAUUUCGCCUAGUUCUUACUCUUGGAACGAGUGAAAUGUCCGCCAUUUUUGUUUUCACAACCAAAACCACUCAACCUCGUCCCCAAGUCUUCUCGGUUAGGGGUUCAUUAACUGCAUGAAGGCUGCACUUUUGACGUCAUCUGUUCAUUCAUCGCAAAAUUCUUUCAAAUUUGGUCAUCAGUAGCAUGUAAUGGUGAAUUAUGCGUGUGCCUUUAGCCAGUCAGAAUCGGGGAAAAAUUUUGAAUGAAUAAUAUAUUCUCCCAUUGUGUGCCUUUAACUUUAAAGAUCUUCCCAUUGUGCGCAGUUAACUUGUCUAUGGCUUAAACUAACGGUAAUGUUGUUUUAUCCCCUUAGUUAAAUUUCUUUCUUUUCCACCUUUUAGGCAUUUUUCAUCCCGGAGUAUCUGCAAAAGAAUCCUACCGAUAAAGAGAUUGUCGAUCGACUUAAACGGACCAUGGAGAAGCAGGUCAGGAUCUACAGUUGGUCAUAGUUAAGAUACGUGGAAACAGAACGACAACUCCCACCAUCGUUGGGCUAACAAUGUUGGGAGUUGUUGCGUCCGUGUUGGCAGUGGUUUCUAAGCGGAUGCAACAACUCCCAACGAUGCUGGGACCUGUAGUGCAUCGUGGGAAGGAUACACCCCAUAAGACUUUGGAGAACAUGGGUUAUGCGCGUGCGUGGCCCCAACACUGUUGGAAGAGCUGUGCAAACGGAUCCAACAUUGUUGCGCAACGCUUCGGCGAUCACGGAACAAAAGAAAUGUUCGGAGUUGUUGGCUCAAACUUUUGACCGGUUUCAAAUGCAACAGGGUGUGCAAACAGACGCAACAUGCAACAUCCAAUAGUGUUGGAAGUUGUUGGCCAACAAUGUUACGUCCAUUUGCACGGGGCUUUUUUCACGCUUCCCUGAUUUGGUGUCUGAUUUACCUUUUUCUGCGAACAUUCUGUCAUUGUAGGUCACGUUAUUGGAGAAGGGUCUGAAACUUCAUGACCAAUUAGCCACCAAAGACUUGCGUCCAUUUCACCAAAAGUUGGAGACGUGCUUUGCAGAUAUGCAGGCUCGUGUUACUGGAAAGGAGAAGAAGCCGCCGAGACCUAAAGAUGUAGGUUCUAGAAAUUUAAAUCAGUGAAAGUAGUUAGAUAUAUUGCCAUUUGAUAGAUUGUGCUCGAAGAAGUAGCAUAAUAUGCUACCUAGCAGUGCUCGUAUAUUUCUAAAAGUAUGCUAAUAAUUAUGCUAGUUUUUGUAAACUAUGCUCAUUUUAGCAAAAUAUACAGAAAUUAUGCUUCUACUUUUUACUUUAAGGGCCUGUUUCCAUGGUGGUGGGGGACCCCAGGUAGGUGAGGUGACCUGCUUAGGUGGGUUAACCCUCCUGUCCAUACAAUCUCUCAUAUGUUCACCCCACCUAUCAUGUAAACGUGAUCAAAUUGAAAUAAGAGAUUAUAUGAACAGGCGGGUUACCCCACCUAUGCGGGUUACCUCACCUACCUGGGGUCCCCAACCUCCAUGUAAACAGGCCCUAAAUUUGGUAAAAAUACCUCAAUAACUAUGCAAAAAACAACUAAAUGGCAAACGCAUUUACCCUAUUUACAUCUAGAAACUUCUUAAAAGAGUGCAAAAUUUUUCUCUAAAAAAUAUAAAAACUCAUACAAAAAACAAAACACGGAGGCCAUCGUGGGUAGCCGAGCUGGGCAGUAAUGCGCAUGUGUUGAGUUCUGUGGAAAGGUCCUGGAUCACUUCCUGUCAGACUCAGGUCCCAUGAAUGUGACAAUAAGCAGACAAAGAAAAACCUUUUCUACUUAAGUUUACCCGUAACAGUUAUCUGGGGUCAAAAAAAAUUGGUUGCAUGAUCAAUAAUUGACAAUUUUGUGCUGCAAAACUAGCCAAAAGUGCAAAUUUUGUUAGCAGUGCUUUUUUACGGAAGUACAUGAAAAUUAUGCUGGUAAUGACGAAUUAAUUUAUGCCAAGAAUUAUGCUAGCACUUUCUAUCAAAGCCUACAGAUUAGAUACAUCUAACUAUUGUCCGGAAUCACCUAAAAUGAUUUUGGUAACUUCGAGCUACCCCAUAUCCUAUCUUCGGAAAUGUUUGUUUGAUUGUCAGGAAGAAUCAGAAGUUUGUGCUAAUACACUCGAACCUCGUUAAAAAAAGAAAUUAAUUUUAAAAAAAGCAAGGAAAAAACGUCAGGUCCCAGUAGGUGUGUUGUAAGAUAAGGAAUGGAAGAAGUUAAUAAUCACCCAGACCAAACGGCCAAGGGGGAAAUCUUUUCUUCAAUGACAGCCCUUAUGAGAAAAGGAAAGAUUGUUUUGUUGUUAGUCAGAGAGAAAUACCAAGCUUUAACGAUCCCGAUGAAUUUUUUUUCUUAUGGUGCCAUUUUGAGGUCAGGGAAUGUUACGGGAAAGCUAGCACUUCCUCUAUUAGCUAUGACGAGUAAUAUUACCAAAUUCCUUGCAAAAACAGUCCCGUAUAUAGCGGAAUUAAACACAUCGCCAACCCACUCUCUGUAUAUACUCAUGGCCAUUACCUCCGUGAGAAGUGCGGAAUUUGAAAAUGAUAACUCUUUUUUUAUUAUUCCUUAGCUUCCACUGCCGCCGAUUCCGCCGUCUCCAAGUUUACGGAUCAAAAAGGAUGAGAGAAAGCAUAGUUUACCCGGCGAUUUUCAGAGAGAGUAGGUUGCGUCAUUUGCUUGGUGCUUACUCUACACUGAGUUCAUCUUCUCACAACUGUUUAAGUUCUUGCGAACUAAGUUUGUUAUUGUGGUUUAUCUGACACGAGUUUAUUUUAUCAUCAGCGUUAACUCAGGGACGAAUUCCAAACCAACACGACGCCAAAGCGAGAUGACUUCACCGCGUAAGAGCAUGUGGUACCCGAAGGAGGAGAAGGAGGAGCCACAAACCCGUAAGGUAGUGCAUGAUUUCGUUCUUGUUUUUUUUCUUUGUAAACUUUAUGACUCUUGGAGGCAUUACUUCAUGCAGCUAGAUUAUAUACAAAAAAUAUUGAAUGAACUUGUGUCUGGGAUGUUGUUUGUUCAAGGCAUUCCCACAAGUGCAGUGCAUCGAUUUAAGUGAGACAGGUCAAGUUUUGCCUCUCGCCAUUUUGACUGGUGAAAACUAAAGCUUAUCAACUAUUUUGGGGUCAGUUACUUUUUGAGGGCUAGAGUGUCACCUGAAUGGAGGUUAAACCCGGGUUUCGGGAACCAGAAAAUAAAAAACAGCUGAGCUAACAAAAUCUCGUGCCCAGGGCUUGUCGGUUGCCAGGUCCUUUUUUUCUGUCGUUAUCCUGUACCAUUCAUGUCAUUUAUCGGAUAUCGCAAACGUCUUUCAAAUUUGGUAAACUCUAGUCAUGAAGAAUUAGCCUGGGGAUUUGAGCCAAUCAGAAACGGAGAAAUAUUUUGAAUGAAUAAAUAUUUCAAUUUUUUUGUAAAAACUUAACAAAUGAUUAGGCAAAUACAAACACAGUAGUUGAUACCAUAGGUUUCUAACCAUUUCGCCAUGACCUGAGCUAUGAGUAAGUGGGUUAAGGUCCCUCUUUCAAGUCAAUCGCGAGUUCCCUUCUUGAGUUGUCUUUCUGGUUCCAUUCGCAGAUUUCUGGAUCCAAGUCACUAGACGCUCUUACGGAAAUAGAUGAACCAGCCCCGCCAGUUCCAAAGAAGGGCUCCAAAUCAGACAUUUCAUCUGCGGACUCCCCUGAAACGGUUCCUCGUAGAGCUGGUCUUGUUAAACAAAAGUCUCUCCAAAGGAGUUCAUCGCCGGCGAGCUUGAUCAGAGCGGCGACCUCGCCACUACAAGACAAGUAAUGUCUUUUUUGUUGUUUUUUUUUUGUUUAGUCUAAUAAAGUCACAGCUCUCGAGAGCGGCGUUCUCGGAAAUACACUGAAGGGCAUGUAGCUAGAGGUAAUCCUUUACGAACCGUGACGGAUUUUGUUUUGUUUAACCCGAAGUUUGAUUUAUGCUUUUCCCACUGAGUGGACGCUGACUAGAUCUUAAAAACAAAAAAAGACCAGCCUGUAAUUGAAAAAAGAAGUCGCUGUCGCUUAUGUAAGCGGUCAGUGACGAUAGCUUCAUAUUUCAUUCAAACGGGGAGCGUUGAAUGGAUAGAAGUAUUUGCUGUCGGACGUUUGCUUUGGCUUUACACCCCUUGUAAGCUCAGAUAUAUUAAUCAGUUCUCGUACAACGCAAGCGUUGGGCAAGUGUUUGGCACCUGUAGUUCUCAGUGGGGGAUCCAGAGGAGGGGCCCCAAACGGGGAGCGUUGAAUGGAUAAAAGUAUUUGCUGUCGGACGUUUGCUUUGGCUUUACACCCCUUGUAAGCUCUGUUUUACCACCCCGUACGAGAGUACUCAUUACGUUAACUGAAAAAAAAAAACCCAGAUAUAUUAAUCAGUUCUCGUACAACGCAAGCGUUGGGCAAGUGUUUGGCACCUGUAGUUCUCAGUGGGGGAUCCAGAGGAGGGGCCUGGGGACCCCACCGCCCCCCCCCCCCUUAUUUUUAGACCAAACUGAGGCCCGAAGGGCCGAAAUAAAUUUUUUUAGAGACCGCCCGCGCCCCCGAUAUCUCAAGGUCUGGAUGACCUCCCCCUCCUUUAUCUGAAGGUCUAGAUUCACCUCUGGUUCUUCAGUCUAUACUGGGCGACUACAAGGAAACACUGCCUUGUUUUUUAAACUUAUCAUUUUUGUUAUCCUCUUUCAUUUUAGUGGAGAAAUUUCUCCUGCCCUCCCUCCAAAGCGUAAGAGUAUUUAUGCGUCCAGUCCUUCCGAAAGCAGCUCCACUCCCAUACCACCACCACUCCCUUCACGAAGCUUGGGCGGUGUACCGACUACUUUUGCGGUUAAUGGUUCAGGUACAGUUGAUGAAACCAAAGCAGAGCGUGCUGCUGAACAGGACAAUCUCCCUGCUCUGCCUCCAAAGAAAUCUGUGUCUCGGAUGUCAGCUGAAGUAGACCUCUCUCCCGUUUCACAGGUAAGAAAUGGGUGGUCCCUUUCAGUGCCAAAGUUGACCCGCCAAGUUCAGCAAAAUUUCUAAAUUUCAUGUUGUAAAAUGGUGAAGAAAGAAAUAGCACCAUGUGAAAGUAAAGAAGGUUUAAUUUGAAUGGUUCUACCUUAGGAUUUUGUCCGCGGACGCAAACGUCAGAGCUACCUUACGAGACUCCAUCGUUUCUUGUGGCAGUGAAAUAAAGGGCUAAAAGUCGGGAUUAAUUUAGGUUUCUAGGAAACUUCCCACCUACCCCUCCCCUAAGCUAACAUUAACACUUGCUUCUCACUUUGGGCAAAAUGAUGGCUUGGGGGAGGGGUAGGUGGGCAGUUUGCCAGAAGCCUAAAUUGAUCCAAAAGUCGUUCCUUUAUGAAACUUGGUGCAACCAAUGCAAGAGUUGCCAUCAUCGUCACGUGUUCUUAUGGUUAAUAUUCUUUCAUUUCUCUCUUACUCUUUUUUCAAGCGUCGCUCUACCAUUGCAACCCCAGAAAACAGUUCAAGUUUAGCGCCGGAGCUUCCCGAGAAAAGAAAAAGUUACGCAAGCACCGCAUCCAGCCGGGCCUCAUCAGUCUUUUCUGAUCCACCCUCGGACCCAACAUGUCCAUUGUCCCCGCUGUCUCCCUCGGGGAAUUUUAUCGAUAGCUUGGGCAAUAAAAUUCCCAAUCCCUUUCCUUCGGAAUCCCGUGGAUCUUCGGUGUCCUCCGAAUCAACAUUACUCGCCACGAAUUCCCGACCGGGAGUGGGCGACUUCGCAUCACCGAGUUCCAACGGAUAUAGUUACGUAUCACCUCCGACAUCCCCCCGAGUGCCAUAUGACAUUUUAUCAUCUCCUAAUCAGUCAGUUGCCAGCUGGGUUUCGGAAAGCAGUUAUUAUUCAGCGUCGUCAUCUUUUGAUGCUGAAGAUCGGUCGCCUAAGAGUCCACCCCCGCCGAAGAGAGAUUUUCUUGCGGAGACGAUGCCAAUGUCUUCAACUCCAAGAAAUUUAGACUUUUUUUCGAGAAGCUUACCGACAGUGAUAGACUCAAGUCCGCCGCUCGUACCUGUUAAAAAUAGACUCACAUUCUCAUCCUCGGUUGAAAGUAGGUUCAUUUCAGAAACGACGUCAUCAAAUACGAACUCGGAAAUGAGGUUCAUGUCACGUGAGGAGCCAACAACGAAGCCUCGAACACCAGUCCCCAUUCCUCGAAGAGGGACGGUAGGCUCGUCCAGUAGACCUGGCCUGUUAUCCCGGUCUGCCUCCGAUACGUCUGGGCAAAGACUGCACCUUGAAGGCUCAGGCCAAGAAAGGGUUCCACCACCUGUGAAACCGCGAAUGUCACUACAAUUUGCAUCCGAUCAGGGGCUGAAGACCCCGCCGCCCAAACCCCCACGACCAUCCCAAUCUUCAACGCCUCGAGCACCUCCACCGAAGCCGAAGCCUUACGCUUCUAAAUCGGCGGGCAAUUCUCCAACGUCUAAACGAAAGGCCGAGAAUACAGAAGGAAAGGAAACGUAACGAGACCUUUCCAUGUACAGAUGAAUUUUCGUAUCAGUCGUCUCAUUUAAAAUAGUAAUCAAUUGUAUCUGAUACGCAAAAGUAUGUCUAUUUUCCGACGCGCAGCCGCGACCUCGCCACUUUAGAAACGGGAAGGGAACUGGAGCCGAAAUACGUCCCGCAAUUGUUUCUGGGAUCGUUACUGCGACGCGCCCACCAAUCAAUCCCAGAAGUCUUUGCGAAAAGUUUCUCGGCCCAGUUCCCCUCUCGAAUUGAUGCGCUGGUUCACUUGCUAUGUUGACGAAUACGUGAAUGAGCAAUAUGAUUUUAAUUGGGCAAUAUAAUUUGUUACAGCCAAGAUUACUUUGUAUUCUUGCACAUCUACACUGCUUGGCUGGCUGUCAGCUUAAGAAAGUCAGUGUGAAACCUGACUAAAUCACACAUGUACAUACUAAAACUGUUUUAUAAGCAAAAUUUAUGACAAAAACAAGUGUUUUCUCUGGAAUAAUAUGGGAAAAUUAUCACAACAACUAAAGUCACUGCUGUGCAAACAGUUAUGUAGUAUCUUUUAUCGUGGUCAAAAGUAAAUAGCGUUAGUAAUAUACAGAUUGUUUAUCAAGUUAACACAAUUUUUU
Porites lobata is the source of this 9439-nucleotide messenger RNA. Lineage: Eukaryota; Metazoa; Cnidaria; Anthozoa; Scleractinia; Poritidae. The record is from the annotation of a GenBank genome assembly.